Molecule: messenger RNA, 788 nt
Organism: Habropoda laboriosa
Lineage: Eukaryota; Metazoa; Arthropoda; Insecta; Hymenoptera; Apidae
Gene: Ccm3
Product: programmed cell death protein 10
Exons: 5
Coding region: 156-788 (210 amino acids)
Biological process (GO): positive regulation of MAP kinase activity; regulation of Golgi organization
Cellular component (GO): Golgi apparatus; FAR/SIP/STRIPAK complex
Molecular function (GO): protein kinase binding
Source: RefSeq, a predicted model, not a curated record
GCUGUCAUAUUAAGAAUAUGAUUGAAAUAAAUAUAUUUUAAUGGAAACAAUUCGAUCAAUGCUUACGCUGGCCAAUUGAAAAAGCAACUAGCUACAUUUAGCUUGUUACGGAUUAAUUAUAUUGGAAUUGUAUUUAUAAAUAAACGUUGUAAAGGAUGACAAUGGGCGAUGAGACUCCAGUUACAUCACUGGUUCUUCCUGUCAUCUUAAGACCAAUAUUAAUGAAGUUAGAAAGACAAAAUGUAUUGGCUGCACAAACGUUACGUACAGCUCUUUGGAAAGCUGAAAAUUCUCAUCCAGGAAUUACACAUGAUUUAAUUCUUGGCAUAAUACGACGAGCAGAACUUAAUCUUGAUAUGAAUGAAAGUGUUCUCAGAUUGCAAGGAGCAGCUUCUGAUUAUGAUGUUGUUGAAUAUAGAUCAGCAAGAUCUGAGGAUGCUUUUCAAGAAUUAAAUCGCAAAUCAGCUUCAUUGAAAAGAAUACUUAGUAGAAUUCCUGAUGAAAUAACUGAUCGUAAAACAUUUCUUGAAACAAUCAAAGAAAUUGCAAGUGCAAUAAAAAAACUUUUAGAUGCAGUGAAUGAAGUUACUGCAUUCAUACGUGGUUCUGCUGGAAAGCAGGCUUUAGAUCAAAGGAAAAGGGAAUUUGUUAAAUAUAGUAAAAGGUUUAGCAAUACAUUAAAAGAGUAUUUUAAAGAAGGGCAAGCAAAUGCAGUAUUUGUGAGUGCACUAUAUUUAAUACAUCAAACAAAUAUGAUAAUGCUCACAGUAAAAAACAAAUGUGAGUAA